AUGGAGAGGUUAGAGUUGAAAGAGGUUCAGAAACUCGAAGGUCACACCGAUAGGGUUUGGAGCUUGGAUUGGAAUCCGGCCACUGGUCAUGCCGGUGUUUCGCUCGUUUUCGCUUCUUGCAGCGGCGAUAAAACCGUUCGAAUCUGGGAACAGAACCUCUCCAAUAGCCUCUUCUCAUGCAAGGCGGUUUUGGAAGAAACACAUACUCGAACUGUUCGAUCUUGUGCUUGGUCACCUUCUGGGAAAUUGUUAGCUACUGCAAGUUUUGAUGCCACCACUGCUAUAUGGGAAAAUGUUGGGGGUGAUUUUGAGUGUGUCUCUACUUUGGAGGGACAUGAAAACGAAGUAAAGAGUGUAUCUUGGAAUGCAUCUGGAACUUUGCUUGCAACUUGCAGUAGAGAUAAGUCCGUUUGGAUAUGGGAAGUGCAGCCAGGCAAUGAGUUUGAGUGUGUCUCAGUGCUGCAAGGACAUACUCAGGAUGUGAAAAUGGUGAGGUGGCACCCAACAGAGGAUAUCUUAUUUUCAUGUAGCUAUGAUAAUAAUAUUAAGGUCUGGGCAGAUGAAGGUGAUAGUGACGAUUGGCAGUGUGUUCAAACCCUUGGAGAACCCAACAAUUCCCACCACUAUGGUUACAAGCAAGAACUAAGAAGAGAAAUGACUAUGUUUAAAACUCUUGCGAUAUCAUUUUCAACAAUGACACUUUUCACUGGAAUCACACCUUUGUAUGGUUCUAGCCUUCAAUAUGCAGGCCCUGCGAGUCUCACAACUGGUUCUCUGUACUUUUGGGCUGCACAUUUAGCCGGUCCAAAAUGGGGACCAUUUUCUUCAUGGUGCUGUGCUUGGCUUGAAACCAUAGGUCUUAUUGCUGGGAUAGGGACUCAGGCGUAUGCAGGAUCACAAACAUUGCAGAGUAUAAUCCUACUCUCGACAGGCACGAAUAAAGGCAGAGGGUACUUUGCCCCGAAAUGGCUAUUCUUAUGUAUGUACAUUGGCCUCACUGUUAUUUGGGCAGCAUUGAACACAUUUGCGUUAGAAGUUAUCGCCUUCAUCGAUAUAAUUUCAAUAUGGUGGCAGGUUAUUGGUGGAGCAGUGAUAGUUAUAAUGUUACCUCUAGUGGUACUAACUACACAAUCAGCUUCAUAUGUAUUCACCAACUUUGAAUUAGCACCUAAUACAACAGGAAUAUCAAGCAAACCGUAUGCGGUGAUUCUAUCGUUUCUUGUGAGCCAAUAUUCCCUCUAUGGAUACGAUGCUGCAGCGCAUCUAACCGAAGAAACUAAAGGCGCAGACAAGAACGGACCUAUGGAUACAAUGCUGAUUGUUGGUUCAUGA
Vicia faba (fava bean) is the source of this 1332-nucleotide messenger RNA. The record is from the annotation of a GenBank genome assembly. Lineage: Eukaryota; Viridiplantae; Streptophyta; Magnoliopsida; Fabales; Fabaceae.